GCUCGCCAAGCCGCAUCAGUAGUCAACUUCACAGAAUUGGAAAUUGGGGGGUUCCAGUGCGUGGCCGAAUUGUUUCCUUGAAGUCUCGGCACGAGUAUGCGGUAGGACGUUUAUUGACCAAGUAUAAUAAUUCUCCAACAUCUCAAAUGAAGUCCAAUGCAAAUUAAAGGAACCACCGCUUUCCAUCAAGUCUAAGCAAGGAUCGUCGAAGCCGCUCAAAUUGAAAUGUCGGAGUUGCAUGGCAAACAGAGCUUUGACAUCGCUUACUAAAUGAUUGCGAUUACCUCGAAAAUUGUGGCAUGUUGUUGGAAAAGCGCAGUUAAAGGCAGCGACUCGAUGUGCUUUGGUUUUCGACUCGUCCUCUACAAAGUUCAAACAAUAGAAUCUUUAUUGAUCGGCUCGACUUUUACAAAGUUGGCCAACAAUUUAUAUCUGCUGAGCCAAUAAAGGGCGCGCUUGUAAAUGGGCCGAUGGGCUUUUGUAGACUCUCCGGCCCGGCGGUUUGGCAUGGAAGGCUCGUUUUUGCACGGCUUCAUGCAACUCUUAUUUCCCGGGACAUCGGCUUCUUCAUAAACCCAAACCCCCUUUCAAAUUGCGCGUUCGGAAGUGUGAGCUUCUAAGUUCUCCAUUUUUGUUGAGAUUCUCUGUCCAUUUCGCUCAUGAUCUUGAUCCUCGCCAUUAGAGCUCCUCUUCCUGUUCUUAGAGAAAAUCGAACGAUUUUCCCUCCUUUGCGAUCGCCGGCGACUGAGAGAGACAACUGCUCGUCGCCGUUAGUGCCGGCGAGGAGAUCGAAAACUCUGCGUUCUGAGAUCAUUGCUAUUGUCUCUAUGUUGAGAACCGUGGAGUUGAUUUUUGUGUAGUCUGCUGUAGUAAGGCCCUUCUCUGGGAGAACCUAAGUUUAAGAUUCCGUACCAGUGCCAUUUCUGCGAAUUUGAAAUGGCAACAGAGCCGCAUUCCGUGGCUGCUGCUUUGAGUUGUAUCGAUGAAGAUGACCUGGAAACUCGGAGCAUUUCGGAAUUGGUUUCGUUUCUGCGGACGGCCUUCCGGAAUAUUGAUUUCGAUAAAGUGGAGGAGGUUUUGGUGGCCAAAGAAGUGAAAUUGAAGAAAGAGAUUGAGAAUAAGAACAAAGAGUGUGAAUUGAUCCAAACAAAAUACGAGUUUCUGAGACUGGACAAUCUAACUCAAGAAUGCACACUCCAGCAGCAGGUUAAGGUUGACUCUAAAGAAUUCGAUAAGUGGAAGGAAACAUAUGAGGAAUUGAAGGAGAGAGAGAGUGAGAUUAUAAACCUCAAGCAAUUGGUCUUUAAAGUAAACCAGAAUAGGGAGGAAACGAAAAGUGCUUUGGAGCAAUCUGAGAAAUUGCUUGAAGUUGUCCAGAAGACUCGGGAAGAUGAUAAGAAGAUAAUAGAGGAGCUCAAAUGCGAGAAUUCAGAAUUAGAAUCUUCCAAGAGAGCAAUUGAGGUUGCCUACGAGCAGUGUCAAAAGAAAUACGAGGAACUAGUACGUCGGGUCUCACAAUUGGAGGACAGCUAUGCAAAGCUAAACAAUGGGGAGCCUGUUGCACCGAACAGAAACGACACCAAAUCAGGAGCUUGCUCUGAUGGUUCCAAAAAAUUUGUUAGGAAGAAGGGGGCUGAAAGUGACAAAAUUGAGAAUCGAACAGGUACUGGAGGAUGCAUUGUUGAGAUCAUCAGUGAUGAUGAGAAUGCUUCAGUGGAAAAUUUAUUUAGACCACGUGGAAAUCCAAAGAGAAAGCUAGGUUCAUUUUUGGAUGAUUGUGAAGUUUAUAGUGCUGAAAGGGAUGAUGAAGAGAUCAUCAUUCUGCCUGGUGGAAGCAAGGGUAAGAAAGUAGGGGCAUCGUCGACAACACCUCACCAUUGUCACCCAGCCAAACACGUCCUGAAAAAGCUUUUGUCUUCUGGUACUAAUGACUCCAAGAAAGUCGUGACCUCUCCAAGGUCUGCUCCAGUCAUGUUGAGGCAAUGCACAGAGAAAGUAGGGGCAGAAUGUAAAUUACACAAUUCCAAGUUAAAGCAUGCUACAUAUUGCAGGGACUAUUCUAGUGAGGAUUGGUCCAUCUCCUCGGAUUCUGAUGGCGAUACACAAAAUGGAUAUGGCUCGAGUCAUCUUAACUCAAAAGAUCAAGGGAAGAUAUGUAACAAACAAUGGGAGUUGCAGGCUGAAAUGCUUGCUGCAUUUAAUGAAAGUGAUGUGCUCUGUAUGGAGGCUGUUUGUAUCCUCUACAGACAAAAAAACUUGACAGCAAAGCCUCAUGGUGCAGAUUUGCCUUCCAGACACAGAGGAUUUAAUGAGGCUGAUAUGCUCAGGGGUACCACAUUGGCGUUGUUUCUUACCAGUGGAGAUCCACAAGGGAGAUUAAAGAAAUCUACAAUAGAAUUGAAACGGUUCGACGUCAGUGGUCUUGCUGAUUGUCGAAGAAUAGCUAUUGAACACUCAAAGCAACUAUUUGAGAUAUUACAGAACGAUGAAGAUCGGUUCCUAUUCCAUGAAAAAGAGGUUAAUUGCAGUUUUCUUUAGAUGAGAGGUCAGAUUUGAUGCCGAAAUUUGUUGGUUGUUGGUUUCAAUGUUUUCCUCACAGAUGUAAGAACUUUUUCCGAUCACUUUACUGUAAAUAAUAACAUGUCUUAGGGUGCACGCUGACCACAAAUAUGCUGUCCAUAGUGCAAUAUGUAUAAAUAUCACUAGAGAACAAAGAAUGAUAGAACUCCAAUUAUGAUUUCGAUAUCGAAUCAUAUCAUUAGGUUAUUAACAUUAAGGUCAAUACAUCUGAAUCAGUUUGUUAGAA
Molecule: messenger RNA, 2806 nt
Organism: Momordica charantia (bitter melon)
Lineage: Eukaryota; Viridiplantae; Streptophyta; Magnoliopsida; Cucurbitales; Cucurbitaceae
Source: RefSeq, a predicted model, not a curated record